GUGAGUUCUCUUGGGCCAUCUGGAUGGAUUUUCAAGCCCAUCGGGAGUUUCCCUUGACAUGUGAGGCUAAGGACGUGGUAAACACAGGUGUGCGGGAACCGUCGGCCAUGGAGGCUGGGGAGCUGAGGAACUGCAUGCCCAACUACCGUCUCAUCCCGGAGACCAGCCAGACCCAGGUGGAAGAAGAUGUCAGCACGCCCCCUGAAAAGCCCCAGGAGGCAAUGCAGCUGAAGAAGGAGAUCUCCCUGCUGAAUGGGAUCAGCCUGGUGGUGGGCAACAUGAUUGGCUCAGGGAUCUUUGUCUCUCCCAAGGGGGUGCUGGUCUACACUGCCUCCUAUGGGCUGUCACUGGUGGUCUGGGCCAUUGGCGGACUCUUCUCCGUCGUCGGUGCCCUCUGCUAUGCAGAACUGGGUACCACCAUCACCAAGUCGGGGGCCAGCUACGCCUAUAUUCUGGAAGCCUUUGGGGGCUUCAUUGCCUUCAUCCGCCUGUGGGCCUCAUUGCUCAUCGUCGAGCCCACCAGCCAGGCCAUCAUCGCCAUCACCUUUGCCAACUACAUCAUCCAGCCCUCCUUCCCCUCCUGCAAUCCCCCUUACGUAGCCUGCCGGCUCAUCGCUGCUGCCUGCAUCUGUUUGCUGACAUUUGUGAACUGUGCCUAUGUGAAGUGGGGCACCCGCGUGCAGGAUGCCUUCACUUACGCCAAGGUCCUAGCGCUCAUUGCCAUCAUUAUCAUGGGCUUGAUUAAACUGUGCCAGGGACGCACUGAGCACUUUCACCAUGCCUUUGAGGGUUCCUCCUGGGAUGUGGGCGAUCUCUCUCUUGCCCUCUACUCUGCCCUCUUCUCUUACUCAGGUUGGGAUACCCUUAAUUUUGUAACAGAAGAAAUCAAAAACCCAGAAAGAAAUCUGCCCCUGGCCAUUGGGAUCUCUAUGCCCAUUGUGACGCUCAUCUACAUCCUGACCAACGUGGCCUAUUACACGGUGCUGGGCAUCCAGGACGUGCUGGACAGCGAUGCUGUGGCCGUGACCUUUGCUGACCAGGCCUUCGGCAUGUUCAGCUGGACCAUCCCCAUCGCUGUGGCCCUGUCCUGUUUUGGGGGCCUCAACGCGUCCAUCUUCGCUUCGUCAAGGCUCUUCUUCGUGGGCUCGCGUGAGGGCCACCUCCCGGACCUUCUGUCCAUGAUCCACAUCAAGCGCUUUACCCCCAUCCCAGCGUUACUGUUCAACUGCACCAUGUCCCUCAUCUACCUCACGGUGGGAGACUUAUUCGUGCUCAUCAAGUACUUCAGCUUCAGCUACUGGUUCUUCGUGGGCCUGUCCGUCGCUGGCCAGCUCUACCUUCGCUGGAAGGAGCCCGAGCGCCCUCGGCCUCUCAAGCUGAGCCUGUGUUUCCCCGUCACCUUCUGCUUGUGCUCCGUUUUCCUGGUGGUCGUCCCGCUCUACAGCGACACCAUCAACUCCCUCAUUGGCAUCGGGAUCGCCCUUUCUGGUGUCCCUGUCUACUGCCUGGGGGUUUACCUGCCAGAGGCCCAGAGGCCCCUCUGUAUCCGCAGUGCUGUGGCGGCCAUCACCAGAGUCACCCAAAAGCUUUGCUUCUGUGUCCUGACUGAGCUGGAUGUGACCGAAGAGAGAGGAGCUGAGAGGAAAAUGGAAUAGAGACCAGAGGUGAGCGAGUCUGAAACACCCACCUAUGUUUGGGGGCUGCUACUGCACACUGGCGGUGCAGAGCAUUUUCACAGCGGCAGAAAGUUCCGGACUACACAGACCGCAGUCAUUCAGAGUUAAGGCAAAUGUGAAAAGGAGCAGGGACAGUGACUUCGCUUUUCUUUUUUUAAUACUUUUAUUGGGGACUCUUAAAUCUCUUAUCACAAUCCAAUUAUUUCUCCAAUGUGAGUGACUUUGCUUUUAAAGCGUAACCAAUCCUGGUAACAAACUGAUCUUCGGGGCAGAGCUUGGGGAGUGCGGAAGAGGGGCGUUUCUCAAUGCAGAGUCAGGUCCAGGCUUUCCUUUUCCUCACGGCCUUCCUGUCAAAGUCACGUUAGAAACCUCUUACCACCCCCACUCCUUUCUGUUGCAGACUGGGGGGCGGGGGAUCAGGUGGAGACUUUACAAAGGAUGAAUGUCAGUUUUUACUAAAGACAGAUGAUCACAUUUAUGCACACACGUUCCUCAGGAGGCCAGCAUCACAGCCAAGAGGCAGGCGGUAACUACAGCCCUUGGCUCGGGCAUGCGCCGCCUUCUGCUCUGAGGGUGAUUCCUCUUUUGUCGGUGCUGCUGCUGCAGCCCUUUCACACCUCCCUGUCCAAAGGAACAGGCAGCCUGCAAUCCGGCUACUGUGGGAAAGCUGGGCCUCACUGCUGCUGACACAGGAACCUCGACGAGCAGAGUGGGUUUUUGACUGGGGGUGGGGGUGUGGUUGAAGUGAAGGGCUCUACGUACAGUUAGUGGGAGAGCUUCCUCCCUUAGCCCAGUCUUUGCUGUGGAGGGAUGGUGCUGUUGGCCACACUUCUCGGUUAAGCAGAAAACCCAAGAGGACAUCACCAGGCAGGAGGCUGUCACAAGGUUAUCAGUCCGAGUCCAGGGAGCUGUCAUAGCCGAACUCCUUCUGCACAUCUAGAGGGUACUUGCUCCAGGUCUGGGGCCUGCAGAUGCCUCGUCCCUCCUCACCGAGACUGCCAUCUUCAUCAGAACCUAGAACGGACACCAGGCGUGAACUCUCACGAAACCUGUCUUCUACAUACAAGGAGAGCCCCUUCUGGGAUUUGUUCCAUUAGAAAACACUUGCUCAAUAAAGAAAGCUUAGAAAAUAGUAAAAAUUUAAAGUCUCAAACAAACCCACUGCCCUCUAGUGGAUUCCAACUCUCAGCCACCCUUUCUCUCUAGGACCCCUAGGCUGUGGAGGAGUCAGGCUAAGGGAAUUAGUCUAAGACUCAGCCAGGCAGCAACAGGACACAGGCCUUGAGCCCAGGCCUGAAUAGCAGUAGACCCCCACCCCAGCGUGGCCCCUGCAUACUGGUCCUUGCGGGGUCCUAAAGCUUGAGGCCAGAUGUACCUGACUGUGCCCUCAUGUCUGCCCUGCACCCUCCAGCCCUCCCCACCCAGCGCCACCCUGUACCUCCUGAACCCUCCUCUUCAUCACUGCUCUCCUCCUCCGGGUACUCAUUGCGCCAAUUGUUCUCACUGUUCUCAUCAUCCUCGUCGUCGUACACGUCCUCGGGGUGCUGUUCGUCAUUCACCUGCACAUCUCAACCCGAACAUGAGUCUAAGUCAGAACACCUGAGGCUCUGUUCUUCAGAGGCAGCUAGUAACGGGCUUAGGGGAUGUCAUUUAAGGAUGCUAUGUGAAAAAGCGGUCGACUGGGAGUGACCUGGCCAUUGCACAAAAGGCCAUGGCCCUGCAUUCCUGGAGGAAGAGGCUGGCCACCCCCAGGAGGGAACUCACCAGGUGGGGAGCAGCAACAGCUCUGAGCAGGUGUAAUGGUGGUUACCUGAAACUGCUGGGCAGCCAGGUGGGUGAGGGUUUAUGUAUUACAAUUACGGGUGACGCUAGGGUUAGAGCCCCAUCCGAAAGAUGAGUGCAGGGCCCUGCAAAUGGGUGCCUACACGUCUUUCACAGGCAUGGCAGUUUGCUUUUGUCACCCACCACUGUAGCUUUCUUUACUCAGGGUAUUCACAUGCAAUGUGAACAAUAGCCAUUCUUAGUGGAGCUCAGGGAGGCAGAGGCCCCCAGCCUGGAGAGUCAGGUCAGCCUCCUUUGCCUGGGGUCCCUUACCAGCUCCAACUCCUGGCUGUAGGGCUGGACAGAGAGGAUGUUCUCAAUCCACCCUGGAGUGGUCAUCUCCAGACAGUAAAUGUCAUACACGUAGUCGCCAUCCUUCUCUUCCUUCUGGGGCCCAAUGCCUGAUCCCAUCUCGGAGAUGGUCAACCGCUCACGGAUUAACUCUGUGGAGUUACAGAGGAUCACAUCUGGGUCGUCCGCCUGCUGAGAAAACAUAGCAAUACCAUCUUAAAAGUGGAAUUGGGGGGAGGAAGGGGAACCCUGGGGUUUGUUUUGUAUUAAAAAUUCCUAUCUCCUAAGCUAACUUAAAAAAGCCAAACAAUAGUAGAAACUAAGAAUCGUAUAAGGUAGUCUCCUGCUCUUUUGUCCUUGGCUGACCCAAGAGGCUCUAGGAGGGAGGCCUAGCCUGGAUCACACCUUGGCUGAGUCUCAUGCGGCAACAGGCCUUCUCCGAGCUCCUUUGUCCCAGUGUUUUCCCCGUGGGGCCUCCUAAACCUACAGCAGAGCCUGCAUGACUCAUCCGCCAAAGGGUCUGUACAAGGGGGCUCCCAACAGGGGACCCAUGAGAGAUUCUGGAUGCCGGUGACCAGUCUACCAUCAUGUCAUUUGGCUUACCUAUACUGACACUGCGUUCACUCGCAAACUUGGAGUGGAUUCACCUGUAACUUCGUUUCUGCUGGGAGGGACCACUGGCAACGGGUUGCCUCCGACUAGCAUGGGCCCAGGUAGAGCAGGUUGUUACCCAGGCCCUUGGGCACCAGGGCAUGCUGCAGAUGAUACUUCUAAACAUGUUCAUCACAGGAAGCUGCUGGGCUUGAACCAGGCACUGCAGAGGGAUGUGGGGUGUCCAUGGACAAGGCGAGCUGGGGGCUGUUCCAUCCCGGAAGCCCAUUCUCCCUGACUAUGCAGUCACAGUGAGAGGCAGUUUUGGUGAAGGCUUCUGACCAAUCUCAACACUUUUCAAGGAAAGCCCCAGCUUCAUCUCACAAGCCCCGCUGCCCUCCAUCCUGCAAGUCAGGCAGCCAAUAAAAUAUUUCCAAAGACCAGCGAUACGCCAAGCAUUGAAUCAUACACUCAGAAGGAAAGAAACUAGUUUUUCUUAUUACCCUUGAGGCUGGGAUAAAAUGUUUUUUUUCCUUUACUUUCCACUUUGCUGUAUUUCCUGCCUAAAUUUUCUGUAAUAACCAUAUAACUUCCAUAAAAGAAAAAUAAUUUGUUUAUGCUGUUUCUCCAUAUUUUCAAUUAUGCUCCACCUAGCAUUUCAUACUGUAAAAUAUAUAUUGUCUCAUAUUGUCAGUCUUCAUGGUUAUCAAUUUAAUGGCCAGGGUAGUAGUAUUGUUGCUAAGUGCUGUCCAGUCAGUUCCAACUCAGCGAUCCUGGUACAACAGAACGAAGACACUGCCCUGUCUCUCGCCAUCCUCACAGUUGUUCUUACGUCUGAGCCCAUCGAUGUAGCCACUGUGUUAAUCCAUCACCUCUUUUUCGCUUCCCUGCUACUUUACUAAGCUUGAAGUCCUCCUCCAAGGACUGGUCUCAUCAUCCUUGUCUCUAAGGAGUGUUCUGGCUGUACUUCCUCCAGCACAGAUUUGUUUGUUCUUUUGGUAGUCCAUAGUACUUUCAAUGAGCUUCACCAGCACCCGAAGUCAAAUGUAUUGAUUCUUCCUCAGUCUUCCUUAUUCAAUGUCCAACUUUCCCAUGCAUAUGAGGCAAUUCAUGGCUUGAGUGAGAGCCACAGUAGUUCUCAAGUAACAUCCUUGCUUUUCACUACUUUUAAUCCCAAUGCAAUGCAAUGCAAUGCAUUUCCCUUGGAUCAAGGUUGCUAUGUUUAUUAGAUACACUGUUUAACCUCUAUACACAAUGUUGCAAAAAGUGUGCCCUUUACUGCAUUUGACAAAUGAUAGCAGUAUAUACCUAACAGGGUUUUGAUGAGGAUUAAAGUAAUGAAAGAAAAUAUUUAGCAAAGUGCUCAACAAUAGUAAGUACUUAGUAAACCAACCAUAGCUUUUGUUUAUACUGCUGUUUUUCUGUUGAGUUGUAUUCCUAGGAUAAAUCUUGUGGGUGGACGUACUAGAUAAAAGGAAUGAAACUUUGAAUUUUGUCGAUUUCCUGUUAAAUGGUACUUUCUUUUCUUAAACCCUAAAGUAUGACCAUCAAAGGAGAAAUCCACUGUCAUGUGGCACAGAUGUUAAGCUUUAAAUUGCUUUAGAGAACAUUUAUUUUUAUAUAGGUCCCAAGCUAUUUUUAGGCCCUUUAAACGUUAAUCCACGUGUAAAGGUUUAACAAAAGGCUUGCUUCUAUUUAAAUGCUGCAGUCACACAUCAUUUUAAUCACUGCCUGGCCAACAGCAUCACGGCCAGUUCCCUACUAGUCUAGAUGGCAAAGUGUAGUAAUUAUUCUGUGCAGAUAUUUUUGUUUGUAGUUUAUACUGCUACAGUGGAAAAAAGCUGUUCACCUCCUUUAUCAGUUUAUUGACUGGUUUUCCUAAUACAACUAAAUAAGCUAUUUAAUGCAUUUUAAUUUUAUUUCAAUGAGCAGUGGUUUCCUUUGAAAAAUGUGGAAUUCAUUCUGGUGAAAGAUGUGGCCAUGGAUGUCAUGCCCAAAGUGCUGGCCAAGCACCCUAAGCACUAUGAAUACAUAUGCUUGCUCUGGUUUAUUAUGAAUUAUACUUUCAUGUUUUAAACUUUGAA
Molecule: messenger RNA, 6463 nt
Organism: Echinops telfairi (small Madagascar hedgehog)
Lineage: Eukaryota; Metazoa; Chordata; Mammalia; Afrosoricida; Tenrecidae
Gene: SLC7A6
Product: solute carrier family 7 member 6
Exons: 11
Coding region: 24-1655 (543 amino acids)
Biological process (GO): amino acid transmembrane transport
Cellular component (GO): membrane
Molecular function (GO): L-amino acid transmembrane transporter activity
Source: RefSeq, a predicted model, not a curated record